This is a messenger RNA of Penicillium olsonii, 873 nucleotides long. The record is from the annotation of a GenBank genome assembly. NCBI's taxonomy places the organism in Eukaryota, Fungi, Ascomycota, Eurotiomycetes, Eurotiales, Aspergillaceae.
AUGUUGAAAUCAAGGUUCGCGGACACUGCUGAAUUCAAGUUAUUCAAGGGGCUGGUGGAGGACGAAGUCGCCGUCGAAGAUGCCGUGCAAUGGGUCAUCGGAGCCACCAUGGACCGACUGGAAGGGAACGGACCAGGAGGGACGAUCGACAAAGCCGAUGAAGUUACAUUUAUGGCUCUCUUGGAAUUGGCCAUGCAGAUCGACCAGGCGCAGCAUGGUCCGUUGGUGGCUUUCUUGAAGGAGUUGAAAAUGUACAACGCCGUUGACUCAACAACGGGGCUGGUCCUCAAGACACAGAAUGGGAGCUGGGUUUGGUCACAUCUCCCUUCCCUGACUACUUGCGCCCGGAGGAUCCUGGCGGACUUCGAGCGGGAUGCGGAUUAUCUAUGCGAUCCGCACAUGGACCCCGAACAACAAAUCCGGUGGGCGAAGUUGAAUAUCUUCCUCGCCAAAUCGACACAAGCCGCCACUGUAAGAUACACAUCCGCGUCGCAGGUGUGCAUCAGUGAUGGGAUGGACGAGUCCCAUAUCGGACUAUGUGCACUUCGACAGAUAUUCGAGGAGGGCAUCCCGUCUGAGCAACUCCCCGCCGGAGUUGGCUUACUCGGCGUCUGCUACUGGUUCAUCUGCGCCGGAGACCGUCUCUGGGAGAACGUCGUCAACGGUCGCCAAUACAACAAAUACGAUGGGCGACCAGGCGACAUGUUCUGGACUCGGAACUGGAGAGGCUUUGAGCGCGAACGAUGGGAUGUUUGGGAGCAGGGUCUGCGCGAUGCGCAGGCUGCUUGUCUUCCUGGGCAAGAGGAUGUCAAGGAUCUGAUCGGUCGCGCCUUGUCCAAGAUGGAGAGUCUCACCCGCGACUCGUGCCAAUGA